Molecule: messenger RNA, 2055 nt
Organism: Verticillium dahliae VdLs.17
Lineage: Eukaryota; Fungi; Ascomycota; Sordariomycetes; Glomerellales; Plectosphaerellaceae
Exons: 4
Coding region: 1-2055 (684 amino acids)
Source: RefSeq, a predicted model, not a curated record
AUGGACGUGCUGAGCCGCUUCAUGGCCGCGGGUGUCCAGCCUUUCACCAUCGUCGUCGGCCAAGAGGUCGCCCGACACCUCCGCCUCGCCGAGUCCGGCCAACGCAACGUCCAAGACGCCCUCGACCAUCUCGCAAGCUACCAGUCAAUCGGCAGCGUCUUGUGGUUCGGCUUCGGCCUCCGUGGCCUGGCACGCACCCUGGGCGCCACGGCAGAGGGGAGGAGCCUCCUGGCCCUGUGUGCGGCAUUGGGAGAAAGCUUCCAUGAAGACUAUGCUGCCUCGGUGCCGCAUCAUCUUCUCGUCAAGGCCUGCAAUGGCAUUCGGUCGCGGUCCAAAUUUCCCAUUCUCGUCGAUGCCUUUGUCAGGCUCGCUCCUCGCCGAAGGAGGCUCCAGGAGGCUCUGGAGUCGCGCCGCAGCGGCUUCUUUCUCGAAACGGAGCGCCCGUCGCCCAAAGACAUGGCCGGGGCCCUCUUGGCUCUUGGGAUGCUCAGGCGCGGCCAGUACGAGUUCGUCACCGUUGAAGGAGGUCUCGGGUCGGGCUGGCUCGCGGCCAUGGCUGAGUGGAUGUACGACCUGGGCGUCGGCAUAUCAGACGCCCAGGGAAACGCCAUCUACAGGUCGCCGGGCCCGGGAGGAGAUGUGCGCCCGCACCUGUUGCUCCGCCUGAGCAAGCAGACUGCCGAUGUUGCGCACGUCGGGGCGUCUCCCUCGCAGGACCUCACGCUGGCUAGCAAGACCUAUCACUUGAGGAAAAAGCUGGGCAUCGCGAAGCUGCUGUGCGUUAAAGGGACGCCGUUCAGUGGCGGACGUCUCUCGUGGCACGAGUGCCUCGGGGAAGCCUAUGGCCUCGAGUUCGCAGAGCUCAUGGGGGCGUCUGAUCUUGUCGGCUGCGCCUUUGGCUGCGCAGCUCGCAUAUUUUCUGGCAUCAUGGCGUUUGAGCAGCCGGGGAUGGACAUUUACCACGCCGUGCAGACGCGGAACUAUUUCGAAGAAUCUGGAGGCCGAAGGUUCAUCCGCUUCUCCGUCCGGCGGUUUCCUGAGCUGGCGCCCCUGACACGCCGCAGCUAUGAGCAACUGGCCCUGUCUUUCCAGGCUGCUCAGGUCUUGUACAUACAGAGCCUGUUCGGCAUCAGGAAGCUCUGUGCAUGCAACAUUUGCUCCGGCAGUGGGUCGCGGCCCAGCUUGGACAGCCUGUGUCUGCUUGCCGUCUUCGAGUCAGUCGUCAUUGUGUGCCAGAUGCUGUCGGGAAUGGAGGUAGCCGACGGCAUGGUCCGAAGAGGGUCGGCUCGCCGGGACAGGCUCUCCUCCGGCAGACAAGAAACGGCACGCAUCAUCACCUGCUCCACGCAAGGGCAGCUCGCCGAGAGCGCCAUGAUGCUCUUUGGUGGCCGCAAAGCGGGCAGCAGCAGCAACGAUGCCACGGACUCUCCCGUGAUUCCCCAACACCAUCACGGCUGGCCGUUCUGGGCGGUUUCCCUCGCCGUCACGCAGCGGAUCGGGUCCUUGCAAGUCGACUUUGCGCUGGCCGACCAGGCCAGCCUCACCCACGGCACGCCGCUCAUCGGGCCCGCGUACCUGGUGGACACUGCGCUGCGGGCGAGGGGCGCCGUGCACUGCUACCGCUCAGCGAGCCGGUGCCAAGAUCCGUCCUUUACGACGUGCGCCCGUCCAGGUCGCCUUGGUUUCAUGCUCUUCUCCAACGCCUGGGACGUCGUCAUCACCAAGACCAAUGACUCUAAAGAUACUACGACCCGGGGCGGCGGCGGCCCUGUAGACCCGCAGGCUCCCCUCCCGCUCUUGAGCGACGACGGUGACACGCAGACGAUGCAGGCUUUCAUGCUGGCGCAGUCAGUGCGGUCAGAUGUCGCCAAGACCGCCACGCUCGUGACUGCGCGCAGCAAAAACUGCUUGACGGUGCUCUGUGAUUACCAGUGUCUCGCGUGUUGCUUUAGCGCUGCCAUGUCGAGGGCGAACGACAGGGACUGGUUCGCCAUCCUGCCUUGUGACGAUGGGUCUACGGCGGGCGUAGCAGACGCUCCUUUGAAGGUUGUCUGA